UUGCGCCUGCGUCACAACAGUCAAACCAAAAGCCACGAAAAGGGAAACGAAGCUAAAGCGAAAAGCAGUCGCAAAAAUAUAAAUAACCGAAAAACAACGAACCAGACACAAUAUAAGAAAAAAGAAUGCUUGAUAAUCCAGUAAAAUCGAUAUUUGCAUACAUUGGUAAUUAAUCGAGAUAAGGAGAUAAUGCCGGCUAAGCGAAAAAACAUCACCAUAUAAUAUCGGAAAUUGUGAUCCAACUUACACAGUAAAAAUAAAAUAGUAUUUAAUAAGAAGCCAUAGAAAAAGUGCUUAAAAAUCUGUGCUGUCAAAGAAAGUAAUCAUGGAGAAGAACAAUAACAAUCUGCCUUCUGCCAAUGGUCAUCAUCCUUUGAGCAAUGGCAAUGGAGUGAUCCCUGCCCAGGACCCAAAAUCCCCGCCAGCUGCCGAGGGUUGGGGUCAAACUUUGUGGAAUAUCUGGGAUGCCUUUGCGGAUGUUGCCUGGUUCAUUAUCUGCUGCAUUGGAUACAUCCUUCAGGAUCUGUAUUAUAGCUUUGGCUAUCCCGAAAAGGAACUGAACACAGAUAUUGCCUUGAUCACCGGUGGAGGCAAUGGAUUGGGUCGCCUUCUGGCCGAACGAUUGGGCAAAAUGGGAACCAAGGUCAUUAUCUGGGACAUCAACAAGAAGGGCAUUGCGGAAACCGUGGAAAUUGUCGAAGAGGCCGGUGGUUACUGCAAGGGCUAUGUGGUAGAUAUAUCCAAAAAGGAGGAGGUCUAUAAGGCGGCCGAUGUCAUCAGAGCUGAAGUUGGUGAUAUCACUUUGCUGAUCAACAAUGCUGGCGUUGUCUCUGGCCUGCACCUUUUGGACACACCUGACCAUCUCAUCGAGCGCUCCUUCAAUGUGAAUGUCAUGGCACACUUUUGGACGACAAAAGCGUUUCUGCCCAAGAUGAUUGAGAAUGAUCGAGGACAUAUUGCCACAAUUGCCUCGCUGGCUGGCCAUGUGGGCAUUAGCAAAUUGGUCGAUUACUGUGCCAGUAAAUUCGCAGCGGUUGGCUUUGAUGAGGCUCUGCGUCUGGAGCUGGAAGUCCUUGGCCAUACGAACAUCCGUACCACCUGCAUCUGCCCGUUCUUCAUCCAGGCCACUGGCAUGUUCGACGACGUGAAUGCCAGAUGGGUCCCCACGCUGAAUCCCAACGAUGUGGCCGAUCGUGUCAUUGUGGCCAUCAGGAAGAACGAGAAAUUGGCCGUCAUUCCUGGUUUCCUCAAGGCCCUUCUCUCCUUCAAGUGGACCUUCCCCUGGGGCUGUGUGGGCGGUCUGCUGAAGCGCCUGGUGCCCGAUGCCUCGCCCCAUGGAUUGCCCAGCUCGAUAGUUGCCCCCUCGCCGCCCAAGUCGCAGGCCAAGGCCAUGUCCGCGGACAUUGCCGCUCUGGAUGCUGAGCUGAGCAGCGUGACGCUGCCGGCGAAGCCACCCUCGAUGCUGAUCCAAAGGACGCCGUCGCUGGGGGAGCGUGUCCUUUGAGCAGGGACACCCCCGCAUAUCCUGUAUAUCCUGUAUUUACCACUCACUCCUUAAACAUUGCGUGUGUGUGU
Molecule: messenger RNA, 1575 nt
Organism: Drosophila serrata
Lineage: Eukaryota; Metazoa; Arthropoda; Insecta; Diptera; Drosophilidae
Product: estradiol 17-beta-dehydrogenase 11
Cellular component (GO): lipid droplet
Molecular function (GO): oxidoreductase activity, acting on the CH-OH group of donors, NAD or NADP as acceptor
Source: RefSeq, a predicted model, not a curated record